AUGGUUGGAGCGGUUGGGGAUCAUGGGGAAGUUGGGGUAGUUGUCAGUAUCCCAGUUCUAAUCCAUACCGGUAUAGAUAUAAGUACAACACAUGUCGCUCUUCCAAUGGCAACUGUUGUUACUGUGGGUCUUACGGGCGUAAGAUUUCAACGACUUCCAACCAGAAAUGCAAUCAUGGCUCAUGGAGUUCGUGGGGAUCUUGGAAAAAAACUGGCAGUUGUUCUGCAUCAUGUAAGAAAUGUGGAUCAUCCCAGUAUCCGAAGCAGAGAUAUUAUAAAUACCGAACUUGUACAAGUCCACGUCCAAGAAAUGGGGGCCGUUCCUGUAGUGGAUCUGCUUAUAAAUACACUAAAUGGUGGUUGGAGUGGAUGGUCUUUCGGAAAUUGGGGAAGUUGUUCAGCAUCUUGCAAGAAAUGUGGUACUAAUACUAACCCGACACAAUCCCUACGUCGGUACAGAUAUUGUAACAAUCCAUCUCCAGCAUGUGGGGGAAGCUCAUGUCCAGGAUCUUCUAGUUACGUGUACUCAAACAAAAACUGUAACACACAAUAUUGCAAAUUAAAUGGAGGUUGGAGUGGUUGGAAAUCCUGGGGUAGCUGGGAAAAAUGUUCUGCGGAUUGUAAAACAUGUGGAUCUUCCUCAAACCCUUACAAGACCAGACGUCGAUACAGAGUUUGCAACAACCCAACACCUUCAUGCAACGGGAAUUCUUGCCCUGGUUCAAAGUAUAUCACAUCAUCAACAUCAUGUAACACACAUUACUGUAAAGUAAAUGGUGGCUGGAGUAGUUGGAAACCUUGGGGAAGCUGGGGUAGCUGUUCGGCUGUAUGUAAACCAUGUGGAUCAUCUACAGACCCUACCAAGACAAGGCUUCGAUACAGAGCUUGCAACAACCCGACACCUGCAUGUAACGGGCAGUCCUGCUCUGGUCGAUUGUAUAUAUCCGCAUCAAAGUCAUGUAACACACAUUACUGUAAAGUAAAUGGUGGAUGGGGAUCGUGGGAAUCAUGGACAAAAGUCACUAACUGUUCGGCAGAAUGUAAGAAAGAAGGUUCAGUAUCACCUACACUGACACGAACCAGAAAGAGGCUCUGUAAUAACCCAGCUCCUAGCUGUAAUGGACAAUCCUGUUCUGGGUCACCUUCGGAAAAAUCUGUCCAAGAUUGCAACACACAAAGCUGUCCAAUUGAUGGCUAUUGGGAAUGGGGUAAUUGGGGAGCUUGGGACGAAUGUUCCAAAACUUGCGAUAGUGGAUCACAUAAGAGAAUAAGAUACAAUAAAUGUAUUGGACCUAAAUAUGGUGGAAAACCUUGUAGCAAAAAAGUAACAAAGACACACACAUAUCACCGUGGUUGCAAUAGGAAUAUUCCUUGCCCAGGUAUGUGA
This is a messenger RNA of Mytilus trossulus (common blue mussel), 1386 nucleotides long. Its product is annotated as hemicentin-1-like. Bases 1 to 1386 code for a protein of 461 amino acids. The transcript is spliced from 7 exons. The record is from RefSeq and is a predicted model, not a curated record. Lineage: Eukaryota; Metazoa; Mollusca; Bivalvia; Mytilida; Mytilidae.